This is a messenger RNA of Durio zibethinus, 1374 nucleotides long. NCBI's taxonomy places the organism in Eukaryota, Viridiplantae, Streptophyta, Magnoliopsida, Malvales, Malvaceae. The record is from RefSeq and is a predicted model, not a curated record.
UUUUCCAAAAAUCACCGAAGAAAAACCUGAAACCCUAAAAAAAGACCUGGUUUUAAGUUUAAAACCAGGUCUUAAUAAUAAUUAGCUUCAAUAUUAUUAAUCACAUUUUAUAUUAGAUCUGUUUAUAAUCUCCUUUUAGCUUUCUCAUUUUUAUUUUUUUUUUUGAAAAGUUUUAAUUUUUGGUUUCUUCUCUUUGAAGCUUCGUUGAACGUCAUACAUCUUUCCACUAUGAACGACCUUCUAACGUCAUUUGAGAUCCCUCGAGGUCAAGGAUCACAAGGUGGUGAUAUCGAGUUAGGAGCUCAAAUGAAUUCUGGAGAACUGGGCCUUCAGAGUUUCUUUAAAAAGGUUCAAGAGAUGGAUAAACAAUUUGAGAAGCUGGAUAAGCUACUCAAAAAGCUUCAGGAUGCACAUGAGGAAUCAAAGGCAGUGACUAAGGCUCCUGCCAUGAAAUCUAUCAAGCAGCGAAUGGAGAAAGAUGUUGAUGAAGUUGGAAAAGUUUCUUGUUUUAUAAAGGGGAAAAUUGAGGAAUUGGACAGAGAGAAUUUAGCCAAUAGGCAGAAGCCUGGAUGCGGAAAAGGAACAGGUGUAGACCGGUCGAGGAUGGCAACAACUCUUGCCGUGAAAAAGAAGUUGAAAGACAAAAUGGCUGAAUUUCAGACUUUGAGGGAAACCAUCCAUCAAGAGUAUCGGGAGGUUGUUGAGAGACGUGUUUUCACAGUGACGGGCACAAGACCUGAUGAAGAGACAAUUGAAAAAUUGAUUGAUACUGGAGAUAGUGAACAAAUAUUCCAGAAAGCAAUUCAGGAGCAAGGACGAGGCCGGAUAAUGGAUACUGUUUCUGAAAUUCACGAGCGACAUGAAGCGGUAAGAGAUUUGGAGAGAAAGCUUCUUGAGUUACAACAGAUAUUUUUGGAUAUGGCGGUGCUGAUUGAUGCACAAGGGGACAUGCUUGACAACAUAGAAUCUCAGGUCUCAAGUGCAGUAGAUCAUGUGCAGUCGGGUAAUACUGCACUGCAAAAGGCAAAGAAAUUACAGAAAAACUCCAGGAAGUGGAUGUGCAUUGCUAUUAUCAUCCUUCUCCUGAUUGUUGUAAUUGUUGUCGUCGCUGUGAUCAAGCCCUGGAGCAGCAACAAAGGUGCUUAGAUUUUUUCAUUAAUUUGUUUAUAUACAAAAUAUAGAUAUGAAUUCGUUCAAUCAUUCCUCUCUCGGCUGUUCUUGUUAAUAAUUCGAGGUCUAUCCUUUUUGUUGCGAGUCUUUGUCGUUUGCAUACUGUUACGAUUGAAAUUUGAAAAUUUUCUAAUGUUCUUUUGAUAUAAAAAUAUAAUAUCAUGGUCUUUGUUGAUUUCUUUUGCAGACGUGCUUUGAAUUCAU